AUAAAGGUAAGGGAAAAAAGGUAGAGGCGGCCCUCGACUAUUUCUACCCUGAAGGAUCAACAGGCCCGCCGCAUGCCGUGUUGGCUGCCUGCAUGGGCAAUAGCUGUCAAGUGCCUCAAACUCGCGACGCCGACAUGGUUGCAACGAGUAAUCCCCGUGCAUGGCAGACGAACCGUGGAGUUCGGUGGAGAGACAGUAGCGAAAAUGGGCGCAAGCCGGCGAGCGUUGACGCCCGUUUUCGUUGUCGAGAUGGCCCAACUGCGUCGGUUUGAGCAAGUUUUGUAUGGGCUGCCAGCUGCUCGACCCUGGCUGCUGAAAGAACCCUUGUGCCAGAGCAUCCUAGCGGUCGAUCCACUGCGAAGAAUACCUGAUUGGCCUGGGGCCCUGUGUAUCUUGGGUUUUGGAAACUAAUGGACCAGUCGCUCAUGGGCAGUUCACACGGGUGAGGCUGGGGUGCGGUCUAGGUGAAGCUUGGCAGAAGAACUUGGUCGUCACGACCCGAUAAGGUAGAUCGAGAUGACAGUUUCCGCGAAUUU
Messenger RNA from Ilyonectria robusta, 536 nucleotides. RefSeq lists its product as uncharacterized. The transcript has a single exon. The coding region runs from base 73 to 411 and encodes 112 amino acids. The record is from RefSeq and is a predicted model, not a curated record. NCBI's taxonomy places the organism in Eukaryota, Fungi, Ascomycota, Sordariomycetes, Hypocreales, Nectriaceae.